Messenger RNA from Fusarium subglutinans, 1377 nucleotides. RefSeq lists its product as uncharacterized. Lineage: Eukaryota; Fungi; Ascomycota; Sordariomycetes; Hypocreales; Nectriaceae. Bases 1 to 1377 code for a protein of 458 amino acids. The transcript is spliced from 3 exons. The record is from RefSeq and is a predicted model, not a curated record.
AUGUCCCCCAGCCCAACAUAUUCGUUGGCAGACGUACUUGCUGUUGCACGAAUACAUCCGUUCUACAGUUCAGCUCAGUACCCACCAGACGAUGACACCAUCCAGUUUGCAAGAGAGGAAGCGGCAACGAAGUACGAAAGAGCUGAUUUAAAGUCGUGGCCGUUGCUUCGGAAAACCAAUUUCGUAAUUGAACGGCUAAUCAACGACACCGACGCGAGAAACACGUAUCGCAACAAUGCCUACACCAGCGUUACGGGUGGUGGAGGAAGUCUGUCAAAACCAUUGUUCUUCGCGACAGAUGCGCUCGAGAAUCGUCGGCAUAGGGCCUUCUUUGGUGAGUAUCUGAAGAAGAUAGGCAUCAUUGAGCGUGGGGACUGGGUUCUGUCGAUGCAUGACAGCGGCAACUUAUACAGAUCCCUAGAUCUAACUCUGGAGAUCCUGGAGAAUGCUGAAGCUUCUGUGCUAGGUGCCGGGCACCAAUGUCCGCCUGACAGGGUGGUACAGAUACUGCAAGACUUCAACGUCAACGUCCUCACUGGGGACAGCAGUCUGAUUGUAUCAAUUGUCCACCAUAUAUCGACCUUGUCGGACCUGAAGAAGCGUAUUAAGAUCGAUAAGGUAAUCUACACAUCAGAAGGGCUUUCUGCCAUACAAAGAGAGCAGAUCUAUAGAGUGCUGGGUCCGGUAACCAUAUACUCCAUAAUCGGAAGUGCAGAGGCCGGGCCGUAUGGAGCAAGCAGCCCUUUUCUCGUUGACUUUGAUCCUUGCUCGAACUAUAAUGACUUCAUUAUUGAUACACGGAUGGCAAUCAUUGAGAUCCUACCUCUAUCUUGCGCGGGGAGUGAAAGCGACAGGAUCCCUGAACCGUUGCCAGACGGAGAAACAGGUGUCAUCGCACAAACGGUUCUGACACGUCUACGCCACCCUGUGGUACGUUACAUAACUGGCGACAUCGGCUCCCUUCAUGCUCUACCACAAAAGGCCGUUGAUCGCAUCGCCAAACAUGAUCUACCUCAUUAUCGCAUUCUUCGCCUGCGAGGCCGCGACCACCGUUUCAGUUUCAUGUGGGACGGAAGCGACUUUCAGUUCGACAAGCUCAAUGACAUCUUAUCUGAUCCUCAGUCAGGGGUACUUCUGUGGCAGGUGAUACUAGACAAGAUGCAACCGUCACAAGAGGUUUCGUUGGAGAUUCGUCUGCUGAGUGGCCAGAGCUCGGGGGAUACAGUGCAGACCCUCUUAGACCGGCUAAAGGCUUAUAUUCAUUUCACUUCUUUGAAUGAGCAUAAAUUCAAGGUUACAUUUGUCAAUGAUGCUCUUGGGUUUGAGCUGAGCGGGACAGGGCGAAAGGUGAUUCGAUUUGUUGACCACUCUCUCUAG